CGCGGAUGCUCCGGGGCAGCGGCGGCCGCGGUGCCGGCGCGGGGCCAUGGCGGCCCCGGACAGCUGCGUGAAGGUGGCCGUGAGGAUCCGUCCGCAGCUGCCCAAAGAGAAGAUAGAGGGAUGUCACAUCUGUACCUCAGUGACACCUGGCGAGCCCCAGGUGCUGCUGGGCAAGGACAAGGCCUUCACCUAUGACUUUGUCUUUGACCUGGACACAUGGCAGGAGCGGAUCUACACGACCUGUAUGGGGAAGCUCAUCGAGGGCUGCUUCGAGGGCUACAAUGCCACUGUGCUGGCCUACGGGCAGACUGGCGCAGGGAAGACGUACACCAUGGGCACCGGCUUCGACAUGAGCAUCUCCGAGGAGGAGCAGGGCAUCAUCCCGCGGGCCAUCAGCCACCUCUUCAGCGGCAUCGAGGAGCGCAAGCGAGCGGCCCAGAGCCAGGGCGUGGCAGCACCCGAGUUCAAAGUCAGCGCCCAGUUCCUGGAGCUCUACAACGAGGAGAUCCUGGACCUGUUCGACAGCACCCGCGACCCUGAUGCGCGGCACCGCAAAUCCAACAUCAAAAUCCACGAGGAUGCCAGCGGAAGCAUCUACACCACGGGGGUCACGUCACGCCUCAUCAGCUCCCAGGAUGAGCUGAUCCAGUGCCUAAAACAAGGAGCUCUUUCCCGCACCACUGCCAGCACCCAGAUGAACGUGCAGAGCUCCCGGUCCCAUGCCAUCUUCACCAUUCACCUGUGCCAGACGAGAGUGUGUGCCCGCCCAGAGCUGGUGAAUGGGGAGGUGAGCAGCCUUCUGGAUGGAUCCCAACCCGCCACUGAGUACGAGACCUUGACAGCCAAGUUUCACUUCGUGGACCUGGCUGGCUCGGAGAGGCUGAAGCGGACGGGUGCCACUGGCGAGAGGGCAAAGGAAGGGAUCUCCAUCAACUGCGGGCUGCUGGCCUUGGGGAAUGUCAUCAGUGCCCUCGGAGACCAGAGCAAGAAGGUUGUGCACGUGCCCUACCGCGACUCCAAGCUCACCCGCCUGCUGCAGGACUCCCUCGGGGGCAACAGCCAAACCAUCAUGAUCGCCUGCGUGAGCCCCUCUGACCGGGAUUUCAUGGAGACCCUGAACACGCUCAAGUACGCGAACCGGGCCCGCAACAUCAAGAACAAAGUGGUGGUGAACCAGGACAAGACGAGCCAGCAGAUCAGCGCCCUGCGGGCUGAGAUCGCCCGGCUGCAGAUGGAGCUGAUGGAGUACAAGGCAGGCAAGCGGGUGAUCGGGGAGGAUGGCGCAGAGGGCUACAGUGACCUGUUCCGUGAGAACGCCAUGCUGCAGAAGGAGAACAGCGCCCUGCGCAUGAGGGUGAAGGCCAUGCAGGAGGCCAUCGAUGCCAUCAACAGCAGGGUCACCUACCUCAUGAGCCAGGAGGCCAACCUGAUGCUGGCCAAAGCAGGUGAUGGCAACGAAGCCAUCGGCACCCUCAUCCAGAACUACAUCCGUGAGAUUGAGGAGCUGAGGACAAAGCUCCUGGAGAGCGAGUCCAUGAAUGAGUCCCUGCGCCGCAGCCUCUCGCGCGUCUCUGCCCGGCCCCCCUACUCCAUGGGCUCCUCGCCGGCCGCUGGCCUGGCUGGUCUGUGCAGCCCCGCGGCCCCGCUGGAGACAGAGGCCUCUGAUGUCCUCCGAAGGGCCAAGCAGGACCUGGAGCGCCUGAAAAAGAAGGAGCGGCGGCAGCAGAGGAAGAGCCCAGAGAAGGAGGCAUUUAAGAAGCGGCAGAAGCUGCAGCAGGACAACGGGGAGGAGACGGAUGAGAACGAGGUCGAAGAGGAGGAGGAAGAACAGGAUGAGAGUGGCUGUGAGGAAGAGGAUGGGCGCGAGGAUGAAGAUGAGGACUCGGGCAGUGAAGAGAGCCUGGUGGACUCAGACUCGGAUGCAGAGGAGAAGGCUGUGAAUUUCCAGGCCGACCUGGCAGAUCUGACCUGUGAGAUUGAGAUCAAGCAGAAGCUGAUUGAUGAGCUGGAGAACAGCCAGCGGCGUUUGCAGACCCUCAAGCACCAGUAUGAGGAGAAGCUGAUCCUACUGCAGAACAAGAUUCGGGACACGCAGCUGGAGCGGGACCGGGUCCUGCAAAACCUCAGCACCAUGGAGUGCUACACGGAGGAGAAAGCCAACAAGAUCAAAGCAGACUAUGAGAAGCGGCUGAAGGAGAUGAACCGGGACCUGCAGAAGCUCCAGGCGGCCCAGAAGGAGCAUGCUCGCCUGCUCAAGAACCAGUCCCGCUAUGAGCGGGAGCUGCGGAAGCUGCAGGCAGAAGUGGCUGAGAUGAAGAAGGCAAAGGUGGCGCUGAUGAAGCAGAUGCGGGAGGAGCAGCAGCGGAGGCGGCUGGCGGAGACCAAGAGGAACCGGGAGAUCGCGCAGCUCAAGAAGGAGCAGCGCCGGCAGGAGUUCCAGAUCAGGGCUCUGGAAUCUCAGAAGCGGCAGCAGGAAAUAGUGCUGCGGAGGAAAACACAGGAGGUGUCAGCUCUGCGCCGCCUGGCCAAGCCCAUGUCAGACCGGGUGGCGGGCAGGAUGGGCCAGAAGCCGGCCAUGCUGGACUCAGGCGCAGAGGUCUCGGCCAGCACCACCUCCUCUGAGCCCGAGUCUGGCGCUCGCUCCGUCUCCACCAUCGUGCGCCAGUGGAACAGGAAAAUCAACAACUUCCUGGGAGACCCCUCGUCCUCCAUUAAUGGGGCCCGGCCUGCCAGGAAGAAGUUCCCCAAGAAGGGGACGAGCCAGACCUUCAGCAAAGCUGCCCGUCUCAAAUGGCAGUCGCUGGAGCGGCGCAUCUUUGACAUUGUAAUGCAGAGAAUGACCAUCGUCAACCUGGAGGCAGACAUGGAGAGGCUCAUCAAGAAACGCGAGGAGCUGUCACUGCUGCAGGAGGCGUUGCUGGGCAAGCGAGCAAAGCUGCAGGCAGAGAGCCCCAAGGAGCAGAAGGGGCUGCAAGAGCUGAACGAGGAGAUUGAGGUGCUAGGGGCCAACAUUGACUACAUCAACGACAGCAUUUCGGACUGCCAGGCCACCAUCAUGCAGAUUGAGGAGACCAAGGAGGAGCUGGACUCCACGGACACCUCGGUGGUGAUCAGCUCCUGCUCCCUGGCCGAAGCCCGGCUGCUGCUGGACAACUUCCUGAAAGCCUCCAUCGACAAGGGGCUGCAGGUGGCCCAGAAGGAGGCCCAGAUCCGCCUGCUGGAGGGGCGGCUGCGGCAGAACGACGUGGCCAGCUCCUCGCAGAACCACGCCCUCCUGGAUGCCCUGCGGGAGAAGGCUGAGUCACACCCUGAGCUGCAGGCACUGAUCCACAACGUCCAGCAAGAGAACGGCUACACCAGCACGGAUGAGGAAGUUUCUGAGUUCAGCCUGGCCUCAGAUGGGAGCAUCUCCCAGUCUUUCACCAUGAAGGGCUCAGCAAGCCAGGAUGACUUCAAGUUCAAGGGAGAACCCAAGCUCUCAGGGCAGAUGAAGGCAGUGUCAGCUGAGUGUCUGGGACCCACGCUGGACGUCUCCACCAAGAACAUCACCAAGUCUUUGGCAUCCCUCAUGGAGAUCAAAGAGGAUGGGAUCGGCUUCUCCAUCCGAGACCCCUACUACAAGGAGAAGGUGUCACGCACCAUCAGCCUGCCCACACGAGGAAGCACCUUUCCCAGGCAGUCUCGGGGCUCGGACACUUCACCUCUGACAAGGCGGAAAUCCUAUGACCGCGGGCAACCUGCCAGGCCUGCAGACAUUGGCUACACACCACCCUCAUCCCCACCCACCCGUCCACGCAAUGACCGCAACGUCUUCUCCCGUCUCACGAGCACCCAGAGCCAGGGAUCUGCCUUGGAUAAGUCUGAUGACAGCGAUUCCUCUGUCUCGGAGGUGCUGAGGGGCAUCAUUAACCCAGUGGGUGGCACCAAGAACGCCCGGACAGCCCCACUGCAGUGUGUCUCGGUGGCAGAGGGACACACCAAGCCUGUGCUCUGCCUGGAUGCCACCGACGAGCUGCUCUUCACUGGGUCCAAAGACCGGAGCUGCAAAAUGUGGAACCUGGUGACAGGCCAAGAAAUCGCUUCUCUCAAGGGUCACCCAAACAAUGUGGUUUCCAUCAAGUACUGCAGCCACACGGGGCUGGUGUUCACCGUGUCCACGUCGUACAUCAAAGUGUGGGACAUCCGCGACUCGGCCCGGUGCAUCCGCACCCUCACAUCUUCUGGCCAGGUGAUCUCUGGGGACGCGUGUGCUGGGACCACCACCCGCACUGUCACCAGCGUGCAGGGGGAGCACCAGAUCAACCAGAUCGCGCUCAACCCCACGGGCACCACGCUCUACGCCGCUGCGGGAAACUCCGUCCGCGUCUGGGAGCUGAGCAGGCUGCAGCCCGUGGGGAAGCUGAGUGGCCACAUCGGGCCGGUGAUGUGUCUCACGGUGAACCAGACGGCGAGCAACCACGACCUGGUGGUCACAGGCUCCAAAGAUCACUACGUCAAGGUGUUUGAGCUCUCGGAGGGCAUGGUGGGCAAUAUUGGCCCCACGCACAACUUCGAGCCCCCUCACUACGACGGCAUCGAGUGCCUGGCCAUCCAGGGAGAUGUCCUCUUCAGUGGCUCCAGGGACAACGGCAUCAAGAAGUGGGAUCUGGAGCAGCAGGAACUUAUCCAGCAAAUCCCCAAUGCCCACAAAGACUGGGUCUGUGCCCUGGCCUUCAUCCCCGGCCGCCCCAUGGUGCUGAGCGCCUGCCGAGGAGGCGUCAUCAAAGUCUGGAACGUGGACACCUUCACCCCGGUCGGGGAGAUCAAGGGGCACGACAGCCCCAUCAACGCCAUCUGCACCAACUCAAAGCACAUCUUCACUGCCUCCAGCGACUGCCGGGUAAAGUUAUGGAAUUACGUGCCUGGGCUCACCCCUUGCCUUCCACGACGCGUCCUUGCCAUAAAGGGCCGUGCUACUAGUCUGCCUUGACCCUCCUGCUCUUUGACUCUCUUGCUCAUAUGCUCUUCUUCCGUCCCUCCUUCCCUUUUCUCUCCAUCUCUCCCUCCCUCUGUCCCUCUCACUGUUGCUUUUGCUCCUCUCUCUCUUUUCCCCCCCCCCCCCCUUUCUCUCUGGUCUGAGCUGCUUCUUCACGGUAUGAAACUAUUCUGCGUUUUUCUCCACUUGAUAAGUCUUUGUUAGAAUGGACUCGCCCCCCUUGUCCCAGUCAUAGCCCUGCCUUGGUUUCACUGGCUUUUUGUUUUUCUUUCCUUCCCACAUCUACUUUGGCAACUCUGUGGGAAGCCAUGGCCUGCCCGUGCCUUUGCAUGGAUAGUGGGUUGGGAGUCAGCAGCCACCCCCAAAUCAGCCCAUGCCCCAGGAGCAAAGCAGCUCCCUGGAUAUCACUGCUGGGACCUAGGUGGAGCUCGUUCAAGGCGGGUAGGAGUCCUGGUGUGGGGUCAGCCCUGGAGGUCACCAUUUCCCCUUGUCCCCAGCUUCUGCCAGUGGGGUGAGCUGGAGGCUGAGCCCCAUUGGGCUUGCCUUCUCCCCAAAGUGCAUCGGACAAACUCCUGCCAAGGGAAAAGGGCCUGGAAGUCUGGGGGGGCUGCAUGCUGCCGUGGCGGGGGAAGGGGGAGCGAGCGUGUUCCCUCGUGGUGCCUCUGGUGCAGUGUCCGUGGGGCUCCUGCCCCGACCCCUGGGUCAUGCUGUCCCUCUCACCUUUGUUCCUCAGCGACUUGACAGUGAAGCUCUGGAGUGGGAGGAGGUUGCCUGCGGGGUCAAACUAGGAACUGCAGAAAGACUGGAAGGCGUGGGGGCAGGGUGAAGGUCAGGGUGCCUCCCCUGCUAUCAGGACUCAGUCACCUCCCGGAGCUCAGCCCAGGACAGGGAUUUCUUUGUGCCUGACCCAGCGAGGUGGACAAUGCUGCAUCUGGUACUUUGAGCGCUGUCAGCUCCUGCGAGGAAGCAGCUCUGUGGGGCACCAGCAGCUCCACCUGCCCUCCUGCGGAGGUUUCUCGAUGGUUCUCCAGUGAACAGGAAAUGUUUCAUCCCUCCUCCCACCCAUCCUGCUGUAAGGACUUCUGGGGGUCAGAGAUCCUUGACUCCUUCUCAGAGACACCCAGUUCCCUCCUGCCACUGUGGGCUCAUGUGGCCUCUGCCAUGCUGUGCUGCUCCCGGGCUGGUUCCUGCAGGAGUCUUUCUCCACUCCACGAGGACAUUUGGUGUCUGCUGGCCAGGACUGCAACACAGAGGGUGCUUCUCUGGAGCCAUUCCUCAUGGGACGCCUCUGCUGUGGGGGCUACAGAAGGAUUUCCUGGUACUCCUGGCCUUCCCUGUCCUCUGUGGACCUGUCCCCAGCGGUCAGAGGGGUGCACCUCUACGCUCCUUUGCCAUGUCCCAUCUCAUGAGGCACGGCAAGCCUGGGAAGAUCUCCAUCGGGCAACUUCCAGACAGACCUGCUGCAGUUCCCUUCGACAUUCUCCAAACCCCAGUUGUAAACUCAACUGCCCCAUGGCUCUGGGCUCUUCCCCAUGUGCCCAGCCUGCUCUGCAGUGGGAAGGGCUGCUCAGCCCUGCUCGGGACAUCGUGACCCCCAUCACAGGUUUGUGGUGGGUUCCUGCAGUGAGUUAACCCCCUUGGGUUGGAGAAAGGAAGCAAGAAUGGAGGUUACAGGGCAAAAAAGCCAAGGAUUUGUCACCCCACUGCUGUGGCUCUGUCUGUCCUUCCCUUAGGUUCUGCCCUCAGACCUCUGCCUGGAUUGGAGCUUGCUUAGGCUGGGCCUGCUGGCCCGCAUGGAUCCAAGGACAGAGAGGAGCCAGCAAGGCACGGAGCAGCCGCUGGGGCAGGAGCACAGUGAGGAGGGGGUUGCACACACUGAUCUCGCACAAGUCCCCUGAUUCCCCCUGUGCUCCAAGGACAAUCCUGCAGUGGAUGAUCUUGCACAAUCUCAUCUCCCUGAGGGUCUGGGGGCUCCAUCCAGGAGUGUUUCCCCAAGGAUGUACAUUCUGCAGGCUCCUUCCUGUCUCUCUCCUGUUCAAGGGGGGGCCUGGUAAGGCCCUGGUCUCACACUGGAGCUUUCCUCCAUCUCUCCUAUGGCCCAUUGGACCAUCCCCUGCUCUGUCCUGCCCUGGGCCACCCAGGGCUUUUGUGGGAUGGCUGAGGAGACCCCAGGAUGGGUGUCCUUGCCUCACACGCUCUCCUUUCCCUUUUGUCACAGAAGAAGCAGCACCUGAACUCAAAUUUAAGGAUUUCUUCGUGUGAUCCCACCAGCACUGAACUGGGAUCUUGGAGGCCAGGGGCUCCAGGACCUGCCCCAUAAAGCACAGACCAUUUCCCCUCUGCUCUCUCCAACCACAGUGAUACCUUGACCAGCCCCAUUUGCCACCAGGCCUUGUUCGAAGUAUUCUGGCUGGAGUGUGGGGAUUCCUCUGCAUCAUGAAAGACAGGAGCAUCUCUAUUGGUUUGAUGGGGGAGGGGGGUUGCCUUUUUUUGGGAAAAGUUCCAUCCUACUGGCUUGCCUUGUUGGAGGGUAAAUGGUACCUGUGUGUGUGUGUGUGAGUGUGUGUGUAACCCUGCCCAGGACAGUCGCUGCCCCCCUGUGAUUGUGGCUGAGCCUUGCCCAGCCAGGCCUGAUGACUGUGCUGAGGAGAGGAGCCCAUCCAUCCCGUGUGACCUGUGGAGCUGAGGGUGCAGCCAAAAAUGCACAGGGACCUCACCACCCAGUAGCACACACACACGGGGGGGGCUGGGGAAGGUGUCCCCCCACCCCAAGCCUGUCUUGGAGAGGGUUUCUGCACUCAUUCCUCAGCUGGUUUAUCCCUUGCCUGGCUGGAGGGGCUGUGUGUGUAUGGGGGGGUCUGUGGCAGAGUGUGUUUGGCUGUAGCCAGGUGUCGUGUGUGAAUCUGUGUCUGCUCUGAGCUCUCCAGUGCCUGCCCUGAAGCCUUCCUGCUCCCUGCUGCCGUGGGUGAAGGUGUCUCUGGGGGACCUGGGGUCAGACCUGCCUUGCCUUUUGCCACCAGUUUCUUCCCAUGUGCAGGCUGUAAGUGCCUGUUGAGUAUUCCAGGCCUGAGUGACCAGUCCUGGAUGAUGCUGAGCCUCUAUUGCUGCUGUGGCCAGCAGCGUGUUGAGGAGCUUCAAGGCUCUCACAGCCCGUGAAGGGAGGGAGCUGAUGCUGGGGCAGCAGCACCCUAAGGCAGGGGGGUUUGAAGUGAGGGGUGUCCUGGUUUAGGAAUAGUAUUCUCCAGUUUAGUGUUCCCACUAAAACCAUGCACCACUCACACCCCCAUCCCCAGCAGGGUGGAGAGGGGAAUUGGAGGCAUGAAGAUGAAGAUCACAGGUUGAGAUAAGAGCAAUUUACUGGAAACAGCAGUGAGAUAAAAAACAAACAGUAAAACAGCAACAAUAUUAACAGAAGUAUACAAAAGAGAGAAUGAUUCACAUGCAGAUCACUCACCCUGGAGCCCUGACCUGGCUGCAGCUGUGUUUUCCUGACCAGAAUAGACCCCCCCUCCCCAGAAGAGAAGAAAUGGAUCCUGCCCCUGUGUACCUCAAGGGCAUCAGGGUACGUUGUGCUAAAGCCUUACACCCGUGGGGCUCUGCUGUGCCGGGCCAUGGAUCCACACAGUCCGACAGAUCCCGUUGCUGCUCUCCCCACCUGGCUGGGGGCAGGGCCCCUCUAGUUCUCCUCAUGGUCCUCACUGCUCACUUCUUGCAGAUGUGAACUGAAGGUGCAUUCAGGAGGAUCAGAAGUGACAUUGGCCCUUUUAUUCUGUCUGAGCACGUGCCCACUGGAAACCGGAGCAGCAUUAAUCCUUGAAGAAUUUCCUGCAGUUGUUGUUUUUGCUCUCAGCUCACACACCCAUGCUGCCGGGGCAGAGGUGGGUUUUCCAUCCCACUUCCUCUUGUCCUCUGCAUAGUCAUGCAGGUAAAACCAUAGGUUGCCUUGUGGUGUGUCCCCUCUCUGGUCCGUGCUGGUGUGAUGUGGGACAUUUCCUCAGUCCACAGUCCAUGGGCUGGUCCACGGGCUUAGACAGUCUUUUUACACAGUUGAGACACAGGUUGGUAGGAAGGAAGAAAGAUGAUCGUCAUCAGAGUUGGGGAGCCACCUCUAACACUGUUUGUUCUCCUGUUGACAUCAGAGCCAAUGAGUCUGUGCUCUGUACAACCUUCCUCCAUGUGGACUGUGUGCACUGGACCUCAUCUGCACCUACAGGGGACUGUUGGUUAUUGGAAUCCCUAUGGACUCCCUCUAACACAGCGAAUUCCCUCAGGUCCUGGGUACCUUCUCCACGGCGUUCCAUCUGCUUGGGUGCACUACUCGAUCAUCCUUGGGAGAAGACCUUUCCCUCAUGCUUGACAGGAGUCACGUCCAGAGGCUGAGAGUUUCUGUCCUCCUCCCAGUCCCCCUGUCAAUGCCCGCAUCCCAGGACUCGGCUUCUCUACCAUCCGGUUCCACAGCGUUGGCUGCAGUUUCCCAGCGUUGGAGCAGUUGGGUCACCAGGGGCUCAACCCAGCUGGCAGCUGAAAUCUUUUCACAUCGCAGCUCACCUGGGGAUGGGGAUUGGGUGAUUAUCUCCAGCCCUGCCUCUUCCUCCUGUUGUGAGGGCCCUGCUUCCUCUAUAUCCCUCUCUGUGCAAACUGAUUUGGUCUUGGAUUUCUUCUUCUGCUCCCAGCACGGGUUGUUCCCGUGGUGCAGCUGCAGUUUGGCCAUGGUCCCUGUUGCUCUGCUGUCUAGUGAAAAGCAGUGUCUGAUAAAUGCUAACCAGGGCCCAGCACACUGCAAUGAGUCGCUCCUCUCUGGAGCUGCCCCGGCAUUCUCCUUGCCAAUGCUCUGUCACUUUUUCAGCGUCUUGUACUUGUUCAGGGGGAGUUUCCAAACCACUGGAGGAGAGAAUUUCUUCCAGAAGUGGCCCAUUUUCUCCCACAUUCCAUGCCAGUCUUGACUAUUCCCCAUCAGGGCAGAUUGCUGAAUAACCUCCCUAGAAAUCUCUCUUGACUCCAAAGAUGAUGUGGACUUCACUAAGGAGACCUGGCAAGAAUAUGAUUUUCUUAACAUCCCAAGGGAAUUCAGAACUUCAAAAGCUGUUUUAACAGGCCUCAAGGAGGAAAAGUGGGUGAAAGACUGGGGGAGGUCAUCCUCCCCUGUUCCCCCCACAGGCUGGUUAUGAUUGUUAAUGGACUCCCAAAGGAGUGCCCAAUGUAAGGGUAGAAGAGCAACACUCAAGACACAUCCCAAAUGACCCUCAGUGCCCUUGAUGUUAUCAUGUCAUAAACUGAUAUCCCACAGUACAUCAACAGAGCAAUCCUGAUGCCUCUCCCUGCUCUGAGGAAGAGCACUGUGAUGGGAACACACAGAAAUAUUUACAGGGUUAGGUACCCACAUGAGCAGACCAAGCCACAUUGUGACCACUGGCUCAGUACCUAAUACAGAAGAUGUUUAGAUCAAAUUUGUUUCCAGCCCACUCUGGGCAGUUCUGUUGUUAUCUCGACCAUUCCAGCCCUGCCUUGGAUGCCAAAAAAAGCUGUUGUGGUUUAGGAAUGGUAUUGCCCAAUUUAGUGUUCCCACUACAGCCAUGUGCUGCCCACUACCCCCCACCCCCUUCCUUCCCUGCAGUGGAACGGAGAGGAGAACUGGAGGCACAAAAAGUAAAAAUCACAGGUUGAGAUAGGAACAAUUUACUGGAAACAGCAAUGAGAUAUGAAAACAAAUUACCAGCAACAAUAUUAACAACAAAAGUGUACAAAAGAGAGAGCGAAUCGCAUGCAAAAUGUUCACUGCAGCCCGUGCUACCCGGAUGGGAAGAGAUCCCUUCUCCCUGGAAGAGACUCCGGUCCCCCUGCCCCAGUAAUGACGUGAGGUGGUACAGAAGGGGUUCUGGCCACAUCCCCUCCUGGCUACUGCAAAAAUUAACUCUGUCCUGGCUGGAACCAGGACAGGGGUGACUGUGAUCCCAUAGCUCUCUGUGUGUGCGUGUGUGUGUGUGUGUGUGUAGGUCUCAGUACCUGUGUGGGCUGCUGUUUCUCAUGCAAAAGAGCAUGUCUUGGGUGUUGAUCUGGUUUAGCUACCUCACGGUGCAAGCUGGGUGCUGUUGUCAUUGGGUUUCGUAUUGGGGAUGGGGUGGGGAGUUUGUGGUGUAAGACUUUUUUUUUUAUUCUCUUAAUUAUUGUUAUUGUUACGGUUUUGACACUUGAAUUCAUCCUGGGGACUGGUGGCCUCACUCCUGCCUUGCAUGUCUGAACUACCCCCUGUGUUCCCCUCCCUGCCUCCUCCUGGGCAGGGCAGCAGGGCUGGCAUCCCCUGCACUGCCAGUUCCCACCUGUGCAGUGGGAUCCCCCAGUGCAGUGGCAACACUGAGAUUUUGCUCCCAUUUCUAGUGGGAUUCUUGGUCCGAGGAUCUGUGGUGUUGCCCUUGGUUAUUCGGUUGAUUGGCAGCCUGGAUGUGCUUCCCAUCUUGUCCCACAGAAGGGUGGAAAGGGAACUCUGAAGGGCUCAGUUCAGCCCGUGUUUCUUCCUCUGCUCUCACAGAUAUUCUCUGUAGAUAUGAUGAAGUUCUUGACUGGGAAAUGUCUGUGCAAAGCACAUUGCUGGAAUGGGCUGGUUCCAGCCACCGUGUUCCAGAGCCUGCUGCAGCUGCAGGGCAGCAGAGACUCGGUGCUGUACAAGCCUCUGCUCAAGCUGGGCAUGGUCUGUGAGAAGCUGAUUCUGGUGUGUGAUGUUUGAUUUUUCAUUCCUAGGAAACGUAGCUGUGUCUAGAUUCAGUCCCAGGCACUGAACAUAAACAAGGGUAGCCCUGGAGUCCCCAGCUUGUCCCCAGCUUGACGGUGGGGGCUGCCCUGGGCCAGACCUCGCUGCCCUGGCACAGGGAGGUUGGGGAGCUCCGAGCCACCCUGUCAGUUUGGGGUGCAGGUCCUCCCAAACAGUAAAGCACAAGGUCCCCACACGCAGCUGGGUGUAGGAGGGGCGGCCCCUUGGACUCUGACGCUUCAGAGCUCAGACUGGGACCAUGGGCUGAGACAGCUGAGGAGGAGCUGGGCUGGGAUGAGGGCUCUGUGCCUGCCGGUGGCCGUGGGUGAGCUGUUCCAUCCCUUUGCACUGUGCUGGCUGCUCCCUCAGGGGUCAGGGGCCCUGCUGCACCACUGAAGUCCCCUCUGGUGGUCUCAGAGCCCCUCUGACAGCCCCUCAGGGCAAGGACAGUUUGGAGCUGCCUUCGUGCCAUGCACCUCAUUUUUCUUUGCCCUUGGGCACCUUGUUUUGUGACAAGGGUGUGAUCAUACCUGCAGUCCUUCCUCCAGCUGCUGGGUUAUGCUUUUUUCCCCAGGGCCUAUCUCUCGCUCUGAGGGUCUCCUCAACCCCAGCACACAGGGGCCAGCUCCAGGCUCUGUGGAGGCUGCAGGGCUGCCCCAGAGCUGAGCUUUGCACAACAGGGGUGGAAAAGUGUCAGGAGCCUAAAAGCACUGGAUCCCCAAACCACUGUGAGCCCCCCCUGGGCGGUGUCCCCUCCCUGUCACCUACAGCCCUGAUGACACAGGAUGGGCUGGCCAGCUGCAAGGAAUGGCAGCUCCGGGCUCCCAUCCUGUCCCCCCCAGGUGCGUUGUUCCUCCUCACCACCUCUGAGCACAGCUGCCUUGGGGUCUCAGAUGCUGCCUCCUGCCUUGGUGCUGCAAAACCGGUGCCUGCUUCCCAGGGAGCUCUCCCAGUGCCCCACACCAGUCCCUCCCCUGCCCCAUGCUGAACAGAGCCCAGGUAUGACCCCUGUGAAGCACAGGGUUCCAACUUGCUUUCCACAGGCUCCCUGGAGCUUCACCAUCCCCUGCAGGCUGCAUGCCCUUCUGAGCCCCCCUCGCCCUUCUGGGAAGGGACGAGGACCCCCAGCCCCUCCAGGUGCUGCAUGGUGCUCCAGCUGUAACUGGGACAGAGGCCAGCACAGACCCAGCUCCCAGAAAAGUACAGCCCUGCACCUUCCUCCUGCCCCAGGGCUUGUCCCCUCAUCCAUCACAGCUCUGCCCUGGUUCCUGCCAAUUGUUCCGUCUGGCCUGGGACCCCCAGGUGCAGCCCCACACAAGGCUGGGGCAGCUGCAGCACUGUGUCACCUGCUCCAUCACUCCCAUCCGCACAAGGAGCACAAUAGCAGAUGCCUUUUCACACUCGGAGCUUUUUCCAGAGGCCAGCUCUGUGAAGGCUGGUGUUGUCUCUGUGGGCUUGUGCAGCCCGGCCCCGGGCUGGGUUUGUCAGAGCACGAGAUGUGUGCGUGUGUUUUAUACCUUGAUGUGUUCCUGUAAAUAGUGUAAGUUAUUGUGGUCUCCUGCUGUACGUUUUUCAAUGGCUGUGUUUGUUUCUUGCCUUUUUGUCUUUGCAAAUAAAAUGUUCCUGACAUGAA
Messenger RNA from Corvus hawaiiensis (hawaiian crow), 13353 nucleotides. RefSeq names its product kinesin family member 21B (gene KIF21B). Lineage: Eukaryota; Metazoa; Chordata; Aves; Passeriformes; Corvidae. The record is from RefSeq and is a predicted model, not a curated record. The transcript has 35 exons. Bases 47 to 4969 code for a protein of 1640 amino acids. Gene Ontology annotation, biological process: mitotic spindle organization; microtubule-based movement. Gene Ontology annotation, molecular function: microtubule motor activity; microtubule binding; ATP binding.